Molecule: messenger RNA, 2977 nt
Organism: Pundamilia nyererei
Lineage: Eukaryota; Metazoa; Chordata; Actinopteri; Cichliformes; Cichlidae
Gene: slc6a13
Product: solute carrier family 6 member 13
Exons: 15
Coding region: 53-1915 (620 amino acids)
Biological process (GO): sodium ion transmembrane transport; amino acid transport; nitrogen compound transport
Cellular component (GO): cell projection; plasma membrane
Molecular function (GO): gamma-aminobutyric acid:sodium:chloride symporter activity
Source: RefSeq, a predicted model, not a curated record
GCAGAGCUCCAUAUGAUCUGCUCUCUCCUGGAAACUGUCACACUUUAACACUAUGAAAGGUCAAUCAAACGAUAUGGAAAACACGUCCAAGGUGGAAGCUUCUAAUGGGCACAGCAGGCCGCUGGACAUUGUACCCAGUACAGAGGAGAAGAUGACAGAAAGGGGACAAUGGGGCAACAAGGUUGAGUUUAUUCUGUCCGUGGCAGGAGAAAUUAUUGGCCUUGGGAAUGUCUGGCGUUUUCCUUACCUUUGUUAUAAGAAUGGAGGAGGUGCCUUUUUUAUACCAUACCUCAUCUUCUUGUUUGCUUGUGGGAUCCCUGUCUUCUUCCUGGAGACAGCGUUGGGUCAGUAUACCAGUGAGGGAGGCAUUACCUGCUGGAGGAAAAUCUGCCCUUUGUUUGAAGGCCUGGGUUAUGGCAGCCAGGUAAUUGUUGCUCUGCUGAACAUCUACUACAUUAUUGUGUUAGCCUGGGCCAUCUUCUUUCUGUUCCACUCCUUCACCUGGGAUCUGCCCUGGGCAUCCUGCAACAAUAGCUGGAACACAAAUUCCUGUAUGCCAUUGCAGAAGGGGAAUACCUCCAUCAAUCACCAUGAGAACACCACCUCUCCUGUCAUUGAGUUCUGGGAGCGCAGAGUACUGAGAAUAUCUUCCGGUAUUGACCACAUUGGUUCUCUGAACUGGGAUCUGGCUCUGUGUCUUGCCUUUGCAUGGGUAAUCUGUUACUUCUGUGUAUGGAAGGGAGUGAAAUCCACAGGCAAGGUAGUUUACUUCACAGCUACUUUUCCGUAUGUAAUGCUCCUGGUUCUCCUGAUCAGAGGAGUAACACUGCCAGGCGCCUCCAUUGGAAUCCACUUCUACCUUUACCCCGACAUCAAUCGACUGUCUGACCCCCAAGUAUGGAUGGAUGCUGGAACUCAGAUCUUUUUCUCAUUCGCCAUCUGUCUUGGCUGCCUCACUGCCCUAGGAAGCUACAACAAAUAUAACAACAACUGCUACAGGGAUUGUGUGGCCCUCUGUUUCCUUAACAGUGGUACCAGUUUUGUUGCGGGCUUUGCCAUCUUCUCCAUCCUGGGCUUCAUGUCCAACGAGCAAAAUGUGCCCAUCUCAGAAGUGGCUGAAUCUGGUCCAGGUUUAGCCUUCAUUGCCUAUCCUCGAGCUGUGACCAUGAUGCCUUUUUCCCCUCUGUGGGCCUGCUUCUUCUUCAUUAUGAUUGUAUUUCUAGGACUGGACAGCCAGUUUGUAUGUGUGGAGAGCCUGGUCACAGCCGUGGUGGAUAUGUAUCCUUCCGUCUUCCGCCGUAAAAACCGCAGGGAACUCUUCAUCCUGGCAGUAGCAAUAGUAUCCUUCUUCCUGGGCCUCAUCAUGCUGACAGAGGGAGGCAUGUAUGUCUUCCAACUCUUUGACUACUAUGCAGCCAGUGGGAUGUGCCUGCUCUUCGUAGCCAUUUUUCAGACAGUUUGCAUCGGUUGGGUUUAUGGGGCAGAUCGCUUCUAUGAUAACAUUGAGGAUAUGAUUGGCUAUCGCCCCGGCCCUGCCAUUAAAUACUGCUGGCUUUUCUUCACUCCUGCAACAUGCUUUGGAACCUUUGCCUUUGCCUUAAUCAAGUACUCACCUUUGAAGUACAACAAUGAUUAUGUGUACCCGUUGUGGGCGGAUGGGAUCGGCUGGAUCCUGGCUCUGUCCUCCAUGCUUUGCAUACCCCUUUGUAUGGCAUUCAAACUGUACAAUACCCCAGGAACACUGAGAGAACGUUUUGUUCUUCUAAGCACUCCUUCCACUGAGUUACCAAAGACAAAGCAGGAGCAGGAGGCACUCCAUGCCAUCUUUGCAGCAGACGGUGAAAGCCUCCAUCAGAAAGCACCUCCCUCUCGAGAUGGCUACGUCCCUGUUGGUGAAAAGGAGUCUCAUUGCUAGAAGUUUGAGGAUUGGAAUCGGAGUCUAUUUAGAGGUCAGUUGUCACUGUGAGGCUCUCAGUGACUGGCCCCAUCACUGUUCUCUCUGUAUUACCUCACAAGAUAAGCUGGUGAAAACAGACAUGUAUGCAGACUUUUACAGUCUGCUCACCUGCUAUUGGCUGCUGGAACUUUCUUCUUUGCAUGUUGUCUUCAGUACACAGUGUUGUGCAAAUAUCCUGAGCUGCCCUUCAUUUCUUUAUAUUUUGCUAGCAAAAUGUGAAAUGGGUGCAGUGAUCUACUGAAACAUGCAACCAUACAUGGUAAUAGAGCAUGUGAGGCAAAAAGUAACCUUUUAGUUCUCCAGGCUUCCAGAAGGAUAUUUAGAUGUUCUUUGGCUGUUGGCUGUCUUUUGUUCCAUUCUCUGUUAAGAUGAUCCCACACUGCCUCAGUAAUGUUGCCUAUGUGGAGGCCAAUCCUUGACUAUUAGUGUUCCACUGUGUGUUUUUCUGUCCAGGUACAUUUUUACUGUAUUGACAGUGUGUUUGGGAUUACUACUAAUCAGACAUGUUCAAGAUUGUAUUACAUGGUGGGUGAAAAUUUGAUAGUACUUUUUUGCUUUCAUAAUUCCAUCAUUUUUGACAAGAUUCCCAGUACCGAUGAUUGAAAUGCAGACCCAUACCAUGCUCCUUCUUUUUUGGCCACUUGUUCUGUUUCCUCAAAUUUUUUAAGUACAAAUUGCACACCAUUCUAAGCUAUGCUAGGUUUCCACGUAAUAGGUUUUUAGGAAUCACCUUGUUGGUGCAAAAAUACUCUUUCUAUGACAAUACUGUUUUUGCAACAGGCAGCUAGUAAAGUGCCUAAAGAUACUAUUCAAAGUGAAUUUUUCGCUAAGUUGUCUGUUGCGUGUAGACACAACACCGGUUAAUACCUGGAGUUGGGCAACUUAGGUUUUUGCAAAUAAUUCACAGGUCAGUGUUAAACAGGUCAUAUAUAAAAAAAAACAUUCCUUCAAAAAUAGUCAGGUCUAAGAAUUGGGAUGAAUGAAUGAAAAAGCAAACCAUCUUCAGAAAGCCUGGAGAUC